GAUGGCUGAACCAUCGAAUCCACACAAUGUGGAGGGUGAAAACCCUGAACAGCCGAUAGUGGCUGAGGAAGAAGACGAGGAUGAUGAUGUGAAUGUUCCCGGUGGUGGGUUACCGGUGUUAAAGUGGACAAAAGGUAGUUUUAAAACCCUGAUGGCCACUGUUCAGAUGGCCAAAGACUGGAAUGCUACUUACCCACAAGUGGGGGACACCGGUGCCGAUGCUCCGGCCGGUUAUAUAACCUUGUGGGCGGAUUUUUUCACCCACGGUAAUCUUAGGUUGCCGGUGACGGUGUUUGUGGCGGAGGUAUUGGAGUAUUAUCACCUCCAUAUCUCCCAGCUUAGUCCUUUCGGAAUGUUCCGAAUUCGGAAUUUUGAGUACACAUUCCGUGCCCAUGGCCUGCCCAUUUCAGUGGAGAAUUUCCGGCGUUUCUACCAGUUGACGGUGAACACCGGUUUUUUCUCGUUCACUCAAAGGCAUGGGAGUCUGAAGUUGAUGACACCCCCUAAGGGUGUGACAGGCUGGAAGAAGAGGUUCUUCUACGUGAAAGCCUGUGCGGUCUAUGCUAACAUGUCUUUCAGGAACGUCGAUGUUGGAGUUUCCGAUGAAGAUAUUCCUGUUGCUUCCGCAAAGACCGCGGACUGGUUCUCUAGGCUGCGGCCUAUUGAACUCAGGAAGUUGGAUAAUGACCAACUAUGGAUAUUGCGGAUGAUGCUCUCUAGACCGGAUAGGAAGGAAAGACCCGUGUUGCGGGAACAGGGUGGUGCGGAUGCGGUUGGCUUGUGGAGGAUGUUUGAGCCUGAUUUCAAGGGCCAGGUUGAACUGAUCGCGGUUGAGCUGAAGAAAGGUUUCAACCUUGAAAUUCUGAAAAACUUCCGCGUACCAUCAAAAGCGGUGCUGGAAGCCCCGGUUCCGGGAGACUUUAUUUUUUUUUUUUGA
Messenger RNA from Helianthus annuus (common sunflower), 937 nucleotides. RefSeq lists its product as uncharacterized. The transcript has 3 exons. The record is from RefSeq and is a predicted model, not a curated record. The coding region runs from base 2 to 937 and encodes 311 amino acids. NCBI's taxonomy places the organism in Eukaryota, Viridiplantae, Streptophyta, Magnoliopsida, Asterales, Asteraceae.